AUGCCACCAAAAGCGGGAUCGUCGUCGGCGAAGGCGACUCCGCGCACACCCAAGACGGCGGGAAAGAAAGCGAAGGAGCAAGAGGCGAGGAAGCAGCGGGCAGCGGAAAGGGAGAAGGCCAAGGAGCAGGCGACCGCCCAGGAAGGGGGAAGGAUGGGGUCAGCAGCCAAAGGGAAGGGCAAGGCCAAGGGCACCAAGCGAAAGAUUACAAGUCGGGAGUUUGUCGAUUCGGACGAGGAGGGUGAGCGAGAAGACGGGGGUAGCAAGGAGAAGGAUGGGCCACCGGCGAAGAAGGCAAAGACGACGGCUGGUGCUGGAGGUUCGGGGUCUGGCGAGAGGAUUGAUGAGCAGGACGGGGCUGGUGCUGGAGGUUCCGGGUCUGGCGACACGAUCGAUGAGCAGGGAACGGCUCCUGCUGGAGGUUCAGGGUCUGGCAAGGAGGGCGAUGAGCAGGAAACGGAUUGA
Messenger RNA from Coprinopsis cinerea okayama7#130, 465 nucleotides. RefSeq lists its product as hypothetical. The record is from RefSeq and is a predicted model, not a curated record. The transcript is spliced from 7 exons. Lineage: Eukaryota; Fungi; Basidiomycota; Agaricomycetes; Agaricales; Psathyrellaceae. The coding region runs from base 1 to 465 and encodes 154 amino acids.